AUGGAGCGCGUUGAGUUGGAAAGCACGGAUGCUCCUACCCUCACAUUUGCUUCUGCACAAUUCAGGACACCACCUUUCUGGCCAGAGAAGCCUGCAAUAUGGUUUGCACAGGUGGAAAGUCAAUUUAAAUUAUUAUCGAUCACGGAUGACGCAACAAAAUUUUACCACAUUUUGGCGAACUUAGAUAGAAAUUACGCUGCCGAAGUCGAAGAUAUAAUAAUUGGUCCCCCGGAUUAUAAGCGUCUUAAAACCGAACUAAUUAAACGGUUAUCGGUGUCUCGAGAAAAUAAUGUUAAACAGCUGCUGACACACGAGCAGCUCGGCAAUCGCAAACCUUCUCAAUUUCUUCGGCACCUUCAACAUUUGGCUGGACCCAAUAUCCCCGAAGAUUUCAUUCGAACAAUUUGGACAAGUCGUUUGCCAACGGAGAUGCAACCAAUUAUCGCAUCUCAAUCAACGCUAACACUCGAUGCUAUAGCAGAGCUUGCGGACAGAAUACAUGACAUCGCGGCACCCACCCGCCAAGUAGCGGCAACAUCUUCUUCAACGCCUAUUGAACUGUUGACGAAACAAGUUGCUGAGUUGACCAGACAGGUCAGCGCUCUCACAGCUAAGGUCAAUCAGCGAUCACGAUCCAGAGAACGCGGCCGUGGUAACGGAAGACGACGUAGUCGAUCCCAAUCACGUAGGUCUGACUCGUGUCAUCGUCGGUACCCUCUUUGCUGGUACCACAGUAAAUACGGCGUCAAAGCUAGUAACUGCAUCAAGCCCUGCGACUUCACAUCGGGAAACGCUUCAAGCAAUCGGUAA
Molecule: messenger RNA, 810 nt
Organism: Vanessa atalanta (red admiral)
Lineage: Eukaryota; Metazoa; Arthropoda; Insecta; Lepidoptera; Nymphalidae
Exons: 1
Coding region: 1-810 (269 amino acids)
Source: RefSeq, a predicted model, not a curated record